Molecule: messenger RNA, 1279 nt
Organism: Stylophora pistillata
Lineage: Eukaryota; Metazoa; Cnidaria; Anthozoa; Scleractinia; Pocilloporidae
Product: beta-1 adrenergic receptor-like
Biological process (GO): G protein-coupled receptor signaling pathway
Cellular component (GO): membrane
Molecular function (GO): neuropeptide Y receptor activity
Source: RefSeq, a predicted model, not a curated record
ACAAGCGGCUUCAAUCUGCUAGCGACUGUCAAAAGGAUUAACCACUACAUCGAGCAGGAAAAUUGACAGUGUAAUUCAAACUCUGCUAAUAUGUCGCAUAUCGCUGCAAUAAACGGAAGCGAUCACUUUCUAACUUUUCAAAGGAUUCUUGAAAAGCGUUCAAGUGGUCUGACUGCGGUAGAAGCUGGGUUCUUCGUGACCAUCAACUUCACGGCGCUGUUCGGUAACUUCCUACUAUGCACAGUUCUGGUAAAGGAUUCGUCUUUUCGAAGCAUUACAAACAUAUUGAUUUUGACCCUUUGCGUGGCUGAUAUUUUGAUGGGGGCAAUCUGUAUGCCUCUCUCGUGUGGGGUUCUUAUACAAGGAAGAUGGAUCUACGGUGAUAUUGCAUGUCAGCUUCAAUGCUUUUUCAUCUAUUUUCUAGCGUUCGUUUCCCUUCAGACCAUCGUGUUAACAUCACUUAACAGAUUUUUCAAAGUCGUCAAGCCGCGGAGGUACCGGCGCAUUUUCACGAUGAAAAAGACACUUGCCACAUUGAUUAUACUUUGGUUCGUAACCGCACUUAUACUAGCAAUUCCUCUGGCAACUGGAUCCUUUAGCGCCACUUUUAACCCAGCCAAAGCUGCUUGUGUGAUUUUUAAAGGAGGCGUCGAGGUAGAGCAGAAUAGCUAUCCAGGCAUUCUAAGAGGGUUGCUGCUGCUGUUCUUCGCUGUAAUUCCUUCAAUUGUCAUAUUUACUUGUUAUUAUAAGAUAUUUCGGGUUGUUGGGGAACAUUUUACGCGAGUCGCGCCAAAUCUUAAUAGAAUGAACAGAAGACGAAAUUCGCGUUUAACUUCUCAAGAAAUGCGGACAACAAUUACUCUGUUUGCCGUGGUCGUAAUGUUCUUCUUAAGCUGGCUUCCUGUGUUUGUAAUUGAGAUUACUCAAGCGUUUUUCAUCAAUUGGUGGAGAAUUCCCCGUGAAGUUCAACUCAUGUGGACUUUUUUUGGCAGUUUUAGUAGUGCCGCCAACCCUUUGGUAUAUGGCUUUGCAAAUUCAUCUUAUCGACGUGAAUAUAAAAAGUUGUUAACACUUAAAUGGAAAAAAAAAUCCAAAGGAAGAAGGGACAUUGAAUUGAGCCGAAGUAUAUCAGUCGCGAUGGCAACUUUAAAUCUUCCGUCAUGAAUUCUUGUUCCUUAAUCGUGAAUGAGGUAUUAAAUUCAAUUUUAAAAAUGUGCCAAUGCUAAUGUACUGUUGUAUACACAGAUAUUAUCAACAAACUUAAAAGUAAACAUUCAGU